ACCAUGUUGACGAGCAGGUCCAUAGUGUUUGUGGUCUCAGUGUUGAUCUUGUGGGACGGUGCUCGUGGCUUCAUGCCCCUCUUCUCUUCAAACUCUACCACACACCGAGACAUCACCAGACAGGCCGUCCUGAGGAAGACCGCAGAGGUGUGCAGGGACAUCGCAGCCUCUGAUGGUCGGACUUUCAACCUCACGAUUAACAAUGCGCUGACAGUGGAACAAGUCCAGUCAGCAUGUUCAGGAAACUCCACGUCAAUCCUGUCCUCGGUCAUGUACCACACGUCCAUAGCCUCCAUGUACUUCAGUAACGCCCUGGUCGACGUGGUCUACGCACUCAGCGAGGAGCACCACUUUGACGAUGAGACGUUCAAGGGGGGCAGAGAGGUCCUCACUUCAGAUGUGUUUGCGGUGAAAUCCAGCGUGAAACAGGAGAACUUUGUAGCUGGACGGUUUGCUUUGGGACGAGCCUGUCACACCCUUCAGGACUUCUACAGUCACAGUAACUGGGUGGAGCUCGGAAAGACCGCUCCCUACAGCGCACUCAUCAUACCCGACCGGAGCCUGGAGAACCUGGCAGGACCAAAUGUGAGCACAUGUCGAAACUGUACUAAUGGAGAUUGUACAAACAACAUCUUGCCUGAUGUACUACAACAGGGCCUGCUCACCUCUGGAUACUUCAACAUCUUCUCCUCAGAAAAACCUCACGGUAAAUGCAGUCACGGAGGGUUCUUUGAUAAAACCAGUAGACAGCCCCCCACAGGAGGCAUCAGUAAGGACACAGUGGACUCCAGUCAUGGCAGUCUCCAUCAACAAGCAGCAGAUCUGGCUGUGAAUGCCACCAUGGAGCUGCUGGAGGACAUCAGGCUGGCUGUGGGAGACAACAACUUUCUCAGCCUGAUGGGCCUCUCCCAGUCCACCGUGCUGUGCUUCGUCAUCGACACCACUGGCAGCAUGGCCGACGACAUCGCAGAGGCCAAACGAGUGUCUUUUGAAAUCAUAGACAGUAAGAGAGGAUCCCAGCAGGAGCCGUCUGCUUAUAUACUAGUGCCUUUCAAUGACCCGGAGUUUGGACCUCUGAUAAUGACCACAGACGCAGACAAAUUCAAAGCAGAAAUCAACAAGCUCUCAGCAAGUGGAGGUGGAGAUAUCCCUGAAAUGUGCUUGUCUGGGUUACAGCUUGCCAUGACCGCUGCGCCUCCUUCCUCUGAGAUCUUUGUUUUCACUGACGCUCCUGCUAAAGAUGCUGAUCUGAAAAGUACCAUCAACGCUUUGAUCGAGAGCACCAAGUCUGUGGUGACGUUCAUGUUGACAGACGUGUUGAGCUCACGGCGCCGCAGGGGUGUGGGGGGUGUGGCUUCCCGGGCCAUGAGUCAGGCGGAUGCUCAGCUGUACCGGGACCUGGCCAAAGCCUCAGGGGGCCAGGCCAUCGAGGUCACCAAGUCUGGCCUGUCCGCUGCCACUACAGUUAUAGAGGACUCAUCGGCCAGUGCAGUGGUUAAUGUCUUCCAAGUGGUCAGUAACCCUGGAAAACCUGAGAAAUUUAACUUCACUGUGGAUGAUUCGAUAAAAAACAUGACCCUCUACAUCACUGGCAGCUCAUCUCUCAGCUUCAGUCUCUCCAGCCCUUCAGGUGCCUCUCAGAGUUCCAGCGUGUCCAGUGGGCCUCUGGCUUCAAUGACCACAGCAGGAAACCUCCGGCGCUUAAGUCUCAACACUGACAACCAAACAGGAUUGUGGGAAAUUGAUGUCAACUCCAACGAUCCAUACUCUGUUAAGGUCAUAGGUCAGAGCUCAGUGUACUUUAUCUAUAACUUGGUUGAACCCAACGAGGGAGCUCACGGAGACUACAGUCUGAAGGAAGGACGCCCGCUGACUGGUGGUAACGCUACAGUGUUGGUGACAGUUACCAGUGACGCGGUGAAAAUCACAGAGGUCACACUCUACGACAGCUCUGGACCCACUGAGGUCAAUGGAACACUGCAGGCACGUCCCGUCAGUGAUGGGAACAUUCUUGUGUUCUUCCCUAACAUCCCAUCUGGAGACUUUGUGCUUCGUAUAAAAGGAGAGGACAGCGCCACCGCCACCACGAGGGCAACACCCACCAGCUUUCAGCGACAAGCAUCCACUCAGAUAAAGUCUUCAAGUAUCUCAGUCACCGCCCAAGUGACCAGCGCCUCCAUUGAACCCGGCUCCUCCCUCUCCGUCCCAUUCACUGUGACCUCCAUGUCCAACGGGGCGGUCAAUCCAAACGCUUCUGGGACGUUCUCGAUCAAGGCCCAGAACGACCGCAGCUACUCCUCCAGCUCUCCGUCCUCCCUCAGCAUGAGCGAGGGCAAGGCCAACGGCACGGUCACCAUCACUGUCCCCUCCAGUGCGGCGUCCGGGACAGAUGUGACCCUCACCAUCACCGCUCAGGACUCCGCUGCCUCCGACAUAAACUACACCGUGCUCCGCUUUUCUGUGACUGCAAAGGUGACGGACACGACCCGGCCCGUGUGUCAGGUGGUCAGUACAACAGGAGACUGCUCUUCUUCUGUGUGCUCCUCUUCUCAAUGGGGACUCACCGCCAACAUCAGCGAUGGUGUGAAUGGGACGGGCAUAGACAGUGUGACCCUGCGCCAGGGCAGCGGGACCCUGAACACCACCUCCUCCUCAUCAGGGGGCGUAAACAUCACUGUGGCAACGUACAGCGCCUCCUGCUGUUCACAGAGCGUAGAGCUGAAGAUUCUGGAUAAAGUAGGGAACGUGCAGCUGUGUACUGGACAGGCCAAAGUGGCGACGACAGCAGCUCCAGUCACCAACACCACAACAAACUCUACAGCCGUGGGUCUGCACUCAGUGAGCCUCAGGCGCCCUCUGUGGGUCAGUCUGCUGCUGCCUCUGGUUUGGUGGUAUUAA
Messenger RNA from Periophthalmus magnuspinnatus, 2898 nucleotides. Its product is annotated as von Willebrand factor A domain-containing protein 7-like. NCBI's taxonomy places the organism in Eukaryota, Metazoa, Chordata, Actinopteri, Gobiiformes, Gobiidae. The record is from RefSeq and is a predicted model, not a curated record. The transcript is spliced from 17 exons. Bases 4 to 2898 code for a protein of 964 amino acids.